AAAAAGAGAUAAGUACAGGUUAGAUAUUUACAAGACUGCCAGCAGACUGUCUUCAAAUUUCUCAAUUCUUCUUCGCUCCUCACCUGGUCUGUCCCAACGGUCCCUCCUCUCUCUCUCUCUCUCUCUCUCUCUCUCUCUCUCUCUCUCUCUCUCCCUUGAGACGCAUAGGCUGGCUUGCUAGCUAGCGGUCAAUUGAGAAUGGGCGGCGAUAGAGUUCUCUCUUCUUCAUCAUCCAAAGGAGAAGAAUCACCGGUGGAGCGUGGUGUCCCCGAGUUGUCGUUUCAAGGUUCCCAGCGUCACGGGGAUGGUUUAUCCAUGAAUCCUGAGAACGCUGCAAGCACUUUAGCUGAUCAGUUGUUGCUCGAUGAUUUGGGUGGUCGUGUCUCCGCAAAUUCAUUGGAUACUGAUUCACAGUGGAGGCGGCGGCACAAUAUUUACAGGGAAAUUUUACUGAGUUAUGAUGAUUUGAGGAUUCGCAGUGAAAACUUAGGAGUGGCCAAAAGUAAAAUUUUGAGCUAUACGCCUGGAGCAUGGAUUGAGAAAGCUGGUGGCAUGAAGUUGAGUGACUAUAAUAUACCGACAACAACGUCACUCAUAUUGAUUGGUCCAAAAGGAUCUGGAAAAAGCAGUCUUGUCAAUAGAAUUUCAAGGGUGUUUGAUGAUGACAUUUUUGCCUCUGAAAGGGCCCAAGUAUCAUAUAACACCUCUGUUGGUGAUGGCACUUACUUCCUUCAGGAAUAUAUGAUUCCAAGAUUUUCAACUUCUUUCUGUCUAUAUGACACGCGCAGUUUGUCUAAUGAUGCAUCUGAAAACUUAGUGAUGAUGAAGCGUUGGAUGACAGAAGGUGUACGUCAUGGGAAAUUGGUUUUUAGGGAUUCAGAUAGUUGGCAGUUGAGGACUGCGGUGAAGUGCAAAGCUAGGCAGAUUGGAUGCUGUUCAAGGGAGAAGAGGAUGGUUAAUUUUGUUAUAUUUGUUGUUAAUGCUAUUUCAGUUCUGAAAUCCAUGGACAGUGCUGAUGAACAAGCAGGACGGUAUUGCGAAAUGAUUGCUACAACUUUCAAGAGCCCCUAUUUGUCAUUUAAAGAUGACAAGCCUGUUGUUGUCAUCACCCACACUGAUCUAAUUUCACUUUCUGACCGUGCUCGUGUCCGUCUCCAUUUAGGAGAGUCGUUGGGUGUACCACCAGCAAAACAAAUUUUUGACAUCCCAGAAAGCUCUGAUCUUGCAACUAAGUUGGCUAUAGUUGAUAUGUUACGUUAUUCCCUCGAGCAUGCUGACAGGAAUCUUCCUUGUAAGAACUGGAUCAUGGAUAAGGUUCAUAUGCUGUAUGUACCAGCAUGCAUAUUUCUGUUAUUAGUCCUGGGAAUUGCAAUUAUCUCAGCUCAUAUGCAUCGAGCAGGUCGUGCCCCUCGACCGGACAGUCACAUUCAGUGGCAUGCUAUCCGACAUUUGUGGUACGCGGACUAGGAUUAGCUUAUGUUAGAGAUACUCUUACAUUAGCUUGUGUGAGUGUUUCAGAUGUUCUCUGCUCCCUGCUGUAAAUAAACCCAGAACUUGUCCUGCAUUAAUGCUUAAGAGUGACUUAUUUAUGUGCUUUAUAGAUACAGCUGUUUAUAAUCUGGAGUAUGUUUUGUAACAUUAUAAGUUACUGAUGCCAUUAGCCACAUUAGACAGUUGUAUGGAUUUCAGAAUUUGGAUUUGGAUAUAUGUCGAUUUGGACAAAAAUAUAAUUUUGUAUUAUAUUUUAUCCAAA
Molecule: messenger RNA, 1753 nt
Organism: Malania oleifera
Lineage: Eukaryota; Viridiplantae; Streptophyta; Magnoliopsida; Santalales; Ximeniaceae
Exons: 9
Coding region: 199-1467 (422 amino acids)
Source: RefSeq, a predicted model, not a curated record